UCGUCGGCGCGGGCAGCGCGGUAUCGUUGUGACCGAGAUUUGGGAAUAUCAGUCGGACAUGAUAUCAGUGAUCAAUGCCAAAGUCCUGUUGCCUGUGGAGAAGGUGAUGUUUGACGAUCUUGUACUGCUGCAGUUCGUAUGGUGAAGGUGUUCCCACAAUCCGGUUCGAUUCCACUAUCUGCCGAGGUGGGAUUCGAAGCCGGACUACAGUUGUUGUAUAUUUUAAUAUUCUGGAUAAAAGUUAAAUGCAUCAGGGUAUUACAAGUGGACUUGCAGGUGGGAAUCUCAAUAAUUGUAACACCAAACUGUGAUGGAAUUACUCAGUCCAUCAGUACUUGGAUAUUAGCAUUGUUUGAUUUUGGACAGUGGAGGAAAAAGCACCAUUCACACUGGGAACAAACAGCACCGUCUGUGAAGGUUCAUCUAACAUGUCCAAACACAGUCAGACUGGGGAGAGACCAUGGAAAUGUGGGAUUUGUGAGAAGAGAUUUCUUUACGCAUGCCAACUGGAAACUCACCAACGCAGUCACACUGGAGAGAAGCCAUUCAUCUGCUCUGCUUGUGGAAAGGGAUUCACUCAGUCAUCCAACCUGAAGGAACACCAACGAGUCCACACUGGAGAAAAGCCAUUCACCUGCUCCAGUUGUGGGAAAGGAUUCACUCAGUCAUCUGGCCUGCUUAAACACCAGAGAGUUCACACUGGGGAGAGACCAUUCACCUGCUCUGAUUGUGGGAAAGGAUUUGCUCAGUCAUCCAGCCUGUUGAAACACCAGCGAGUUCACACUGGGGAGAGACCAUUCACCUGUUCCCAGUGUGGGAAAGGAUUCACUCAGUCAUCCAGCCUGCUGAUACACCAACGCGUUCACACUGGGGAGAGACCAUUCACCUGCUCUGAUUGUGGGAAAGGAUUCAGUCACUCAUCGACGCUGCUUAAACACCAGCGAGUACACACAGGAGAGAGACCAUUGACUUGUUCUGUGUGUGGGAAAGGCUUCGUUGAUUUGAACUCUCUGCUGAGACACGAGCGAGUUCACACUGGCAUGAGACCAUUCACCUGCUCUGAGUGUGGGAAAGGAUUCACUUGCUCAUCUAACCUACUGAGACACCAGCGAGUUCACAGGGGGGAGAAACUAUUCACCUGCUCUGAGUGUGGGAAGGGAUUCACUCGGCCAUCCAGAAUGAUAGCACACCAGCAAAUUCACAAAGAACCACAGUUGAAGGAUUUUGCUCUGAUUUAUACCAAGGAAUGAACCAUGGUCGUUGAGCCACUGAUGCUGAUGUUAUUGAUCCCUGUUCAAUUUAAUUGUCAGUAAAAUGUUAAUAACAAUUGUAUAACUGUAAGGUAGGUUUUGUAAAUAAUCACAUCGUCACUAUAUGUGGUUGGUCAUGGCAUUAAUCAACUCCAGCCUCCCCACUACUCUUGAUCCACUCCAAUUUGCCUAACAGACCAACCAAUCCAUGUCAGAUGUCGUAUCGCUUGCCCUUCACUCCUCCCUAGAAUGUCUUGACAUCAAGAACAGCUACGUAAGAAUCCUACUCAUUCCAUACAGUUCAGCCUUCAACACUAUUAUGCCCUUGAGACUGAUUAUUAAACUUAGUGAUCUCAGACUAAGCCCCACUCUCUGCAACUGGAUCCUCAGUUUCCUGACCCACAGGCCACAAACAAUGAAGAUUGGGGAAAAUAUUUCAUCUUCACUAUAACAAUCGACACUGGAGCCCCCCAGGGGUGUGUACUCAGCCCCCGACUGUACUCACUGUGUAUCCAUGACUGCAUCACCAAAUACCAGACUAAUGCCAUUUACGAGUUUGCUGAUGACGCCAUUAUAAUCAGUCAAAUCUCAGAUGGCGACAAAAUGGACUACAGAUGGGUGGUGGAAGAUCUGGAAAAAUGGUGCACUGAGAACAACCUAGCUCUCAAUGCCAGCCAAACAAGGAACUCAUUAUUGACUUUCAGUGGGAUGUUACUCAUGCCCUGUUACACAUUAACAGCACAGAGGCAGAACAAGUGGAGAGUGUCAAGCUUCUGGGAGUGGUCAUCAACAACGGGCUUUCUUGAACUUUUCAUGUGGACACACUGCUUAUAAAGGCCCAACAGGCAGCUGACAGUGAAUACCCUUGCCAAUUUUUAUAGGUAUGCCAUUGAGAGCAUUCUGUCUGGAUGUAUCACUGCCUGGUAUGCCAACUGUACCAUUCAAGAUCGGAGACUGUUUCAGAGAAUGGUGAACUCGGCCCGGACAAUCACAAAGGCUAACCUCCCAUCUAUAGCAUCCGUCUACCAGGCCCGCUGUCAAGGAAAGGCCGCCAGCAUCUCAAAGAUCCAUCCCACCCUGGUAAUGUUUUUCAACAACCUCUACCAGAAGCCUGAACAUGCACCAGCUGAUUUCGAAACAGUUUCUACCCUACUGUUGUUAGAAUACUGAAUGGACUCUCAAAUUCUUAACAUUCGCCUGUACCUAUGUUUUUGUUUUUGCUACUGUUUACUUAUUUACUUAUCUAUGCUACUUAACUCUGUGAUCUGCCUGUAUUGCUUGCAAGACAAAGCUUUUCGCUGUGCCUUGGUAACAUAAGUACCAUGAAAAUAAAUUCAAUUCAAUUCAA
This is a messenger RNA of Hemiscyllium ocellatum (epaulette shark), 2598 nucleotides long. Its product is annotated as zinc finger protein 239-like. The transcript is spliced from 5 exons. Gene Ontology annotation, molecular function: DNA-binding transcription factor activity; RNA polymerase II cis-regulatory region sequence-specific DNA binding. Gene Ontology annotation, biological process: regulation of transcription by RNA polymerase II. NCBI's taxonomy places the organism in Eukaryota, Metazoa, Chordata, Chondrichthyes, Orectolobiformes, Hemiscylliidae. Bases 429 to 1250 code for a protein of 273 amino acids. The record is from RefSeq and is a predicted model, not a curated record.